GUCAGUCAAAUACAGUUUGUAUCACAGAGUGAGUGAGUUUAUACUCUAUAGUUUGUAUUAUUACGUUUUUGUUUAUUUUUAAAUAAAUCACUUUAUCAACAUUUUAAAAUAAAAUUAAACCAAAAUAAUAAGCAGAGCUUACUGGCGAGAUUUUCUUGUAUUAUUCAUAAAUAAUUAUACAGACUAAAAUAUAAUAAAAAUAAAAAUUUGAGGUUAUAAUUGUGAUUUGCUGUAACUUAAAAUGGUAUGCGAAAAGUGUGAGAAAAAGUUAGGAAAAGUGAUUACGCCUGACCCAUGGAAAACUGGGGCUCGAAAUACAGUCGAGUCUGGUGGUAGAAAGGUCGGGGAGAAUAAAGCGUUAACCGCUAAAAAGGGACGCUUCAACCCUUACACCGCCAAAUUCCAAGAAUGCAAAAUAUGCAGAACAAAAGUACACCAAGUGGGUUCACAUUACUGCCAAGCAUGUGCCUACAAGAAAGGAAUCUGUGCAAUGUGUGGCAAGAAAAUAUUAGACACGAAAAAUUAUAGACAGAGUUCUACUUAGUUUUUUUAAAUAUUAAUAGUAUUAAGUAAUUAGUAUAUAAGUUAAAAAAUACUAAGCAAUUAUAAAUGAUACUGUUUAAUUUAUAAGUGCUACACAAUUUCAAUUAUUCUAAUUAGAUCCUCAAUAUAGAAUAAAUUAUUCUGUGAUAUGCAAAAUUUGGUGACAAAUGUCUAGGGCAGGUGUUCCUAAACUUUUAAGAUAAAGGAAGGGUGUUCCUUUAUCUUAAACCUUACCUUUUAUUUUAUGGAACCCCAUAUCAAAUGAUUACAAAUAAAAAAUACUGUAAUUUAAAUAAGAACAAAAGCUUUUACUAUAAAUAUUUUAAAAGUAUAAUACUUUCUAGUUUCCUUAAAUUUUUUAUGUGAAGAAUGAAAUUGUUUCACUGUAUAAAUAAUUUCGCAGAACCCUGGUGACUUUUUUAUGGAAACCCUAGGUUCUGUGGAACUUACUUUAGGUAUUGCUGGUCUAGGGCAUAACUCAUCUUUUGUCAAAUAUUUGUAAUCCUUAUAAUAUUGUACUUUGUACAUAAUUGGGUCAUAUACUUUUUUAUAACAGAAUUUUAUAAAAAUAGUAUUUUUUUUUAUUCAACUUAGAAUGGCAAACAAGCUGACGGGCCUAUAGACAUGAGUAGUACCAUGGAUAUAACAGAGUAUACUGUUUCGCCCAUGAUACCCCCCAUGCGUUGCUAUUCUUGAGGUCUCAGGUAGUAUUCCUCUGUACUCUGUGACUUCACUGCCAUCUCCCACCCUUCAAACCGAAAUACAGCCAUGCAAACACUGUUACACGGUAGAAACACGAAUGGGACAGAGGUAUCCAAGCAAACGAUUUUUGUACAGUCUGCUUCUGGCAAACGUAUGUAUUACUACCAGUACGUAUCUAGAAAUGUAUUGAACAUUGUUAAUAUACUGAACUUGUGUUUAUUAUAAAAAUGUUUGUAAAUAAAUUAAUAAUAUUUCA
Messenger RNA from Galleria mellonella (greater wax moth), 1501 nucleotides. Its product is annotated as cysteine-rich PDZ-binding protein. Bases 242 to 544 code for a protein of 100 amino acids. The transcript is spliced from 2 exons. Lineage: Eukaryota; Metazoa; Arthropoda; Insecta; Lepidoptera; Pyralidae. The record is from RefSeq and is a predicted model, not a curated record. Gene Ontology annotation, cellular component: dendrite. Gene Ontology annotation, molecular function: PDZ domain binding; microtubule binding. Gene Ontology annotation, biological process: cytoplasmic microtubule organization.